AUGCCUGAACAGUGCAAAUUCCCGAGCGGAAGUAGUUCUAAUUCUUGUGAUCAAUGUUUCCGAACGAAGCAGAGCUGCUCUAAACAUCCACUUCAAUGUCAAAGAUGCGCUGAACUAAAAAGCUCUUGUACAUAUAGCUUUGGUAAAUUUAUGGGAAGACCCAAGAGAAACUUCAAGAGCCGUCGGCAGUUCCAAAAUGAGACAAAAGACGGCCAUGAUCGGCUAGAAACUUCGACAUAUGAUGAAAAUUCAAAAAUAUCAUUAGAAGGCCCUGAAAUGAUACAAAAUUUGACCAUCUUACCAACUUCAAUGACAUCAGAUGAAUCAUCAGACUGGUGGCAGUACCCUAAUGAAAACAAAGAAACGAUCAAUUAUCCUUUUAGUGUGGAUGAUGUCGAAAAUUCUUCUGGAACGCGAGAUCGAUCUCAGCAAACAGCACCCAAAAAGGCCACGAAGACUUCCGCAUGUGAUCAAUGCUAUCGAUUCAAAGUCAAAUGUACAAGAGAGCCAGAUUGCUGUCAAAGAUGUAGUCUAAAUGGUAACGCAUGCACCUACAGUGCUGCCAUUGACCUAGAGCGAUCCCGAAAAAGAUCUGCUCCACCAUCAACAGAGUCACCCAAAAAGAAAAUCUCUUUAUCGCCACAGACCAAGCCAGUUCAAACCAUGGAUGGCAUUGACCCGAGUUCCACUACAAUAGACCCGAAUUGCAACGAGAUUGAGAAUUCCUGUCACAAAGAUUUGGUCACUCUACAACCACAGCCAAGAUAUCAAAAGCACAAUAGAUCAGUCUCUGCACCUGAGAUUCCUACUUCUUGUCAGCCAAUUUCAGCUCUACAUGAACCGACUCAAGUCAUAGAUGAGUGUGACAUUUCUUUUCACGAGUCUUCUCAAUACUAUAGCGAUAGUCUUCUCAGUAUGCCAUCACUAGACAUAUUUUUUGAUAAUGAGAAUCCUCCACAUGAUAUUAACUUCAAUAUCGGCGGGGAUGAAAGUCACGAGCAAUCGCGCGGAAGUGAAGUACCUUCUAAAGAAAACAACCUUGACCCAAUUUUGGCAGAGAGAAUUCCAGGAGGUUGUAACUGCCUUCAAUCUGCACUUUUGAGUCUCUCAAAUUUGCAUGCUGUCGUCUGCGGUAAUCUCAAUUCAUCGUUAGAUGGUAUAUUCGCUGCAGCACGAAAUGGCCUAUUCAUUUGCGAAACUUUAACCCUAGCCCAGUGCUCUUCUUGCGAGCUCAGUUCCACUUCAACGUUGUUGAUGCUUUGCGUGGCAAUUUUACAGCAAGUAUACAAUGCUUACGAGUUACUUGCCAAUCCUGCCGGCCUAUCCACAGAAGGCUUGAACGGGCCUGACAAGAAAAUGACAUUGAGCAUAAAAAUUGGAGAUAUGGAGUUCACUGAUAUUGGACACAAUCCAAGUAUUUUGAACGCCAUCCUCAAGACGGAGAAGGCAAAAGCAGAAAGGAUCUGUGUGGAGCUAGAGAAAACGGUCACCAAUGCUCAAUGUAGAGAUUCUGUUGGAGUAGGAAAGGAAGAGACUAUGGUGCGCGAAGGAUUGGUUAGCUUGAUUGAGAUUUUCCGUGGGCGAUUUAUCACUGAAGUGGCGUAG
Botrytis deweyae is the source of this 1605-nucleotide messenger RNA. RefSeq lists its product as uncharacterized. The transcript is spliced from 6 exons. The coding region runs from base 1 to 1605 and encodes 534 amino acids. NCBI's taxonomy places the organism in Eukaryota, Fungi, Ascomycota, Leotiomycetes, Helotiales, Sclerotiniaceae. Gene Ontology annotation, biological process: regulation of DNA-templated transcription. The record is from RefSeq and is a predicted model, not a curated record. Gene Ontology annotation, molecular function: zinc ion binding; DNA-binding transcription factor activity, RNA polymerase II-specific.